Molecule: messenger RNA, 483 nt
Organism: Suillus subalutaceus
Lineage: Eukaryota; Fungi; Basidiomycota; Agaricomycetes; Boletales; Suillaceae
Exons: 6
Coding region: 1-483 (160 amino acids)
Source: RefSeq, a predicted model, not a curated record
AUGGAUGCUAUUCGCAAAUACUUUUCCGAGGUUACGCUGUCUAUAGAUUGUAAGUCAAAUAGAUCAAGAUUUAGUUAUCAGAAUCAAACAUUUUCAUCUUACCAUGACAAUAUGGCUGAGAUUCACGAAACUGAAGUUGACAUUAAUCAAUAUGAAAAUUCUUUAGAUGGGGAGGUUGGGGAGGUGGAGGAGCGGGCUGGGUCAGAGGAGCAGGGUAUGGCAGAGGAAGAGCGUGCCGAGACCUUUGCUGUAACACGAUCUGCAGUGAUGUUAUGGGACUAUGCACAGGAGAUCGCACAAGACAAUACGGAAUUCGCGCAUGCCCAUCCACAUGCGCCACGCCCCAUUCACCCACCCAUGCAGAUAUCGCGCCGCAACAAAUGCCUGCUUGCAUUGAUGGUGGAGGAUAGGUGUGAGGCGGUGAUUCGGCUAUGGGAAGAGUUAAACGAGAUUGAGCGCCUGUUGGGUUUAGAGAACAUUUAG